GCGCUGCCCUAGUUCAUUACGGUGGUAUACUUCCUAUAGCGAGCACGAUAAGAAAACACCCCCACCGAGUUCAAUUCCGACAACAAGAGACAAGAUGGCUCUAGCAGGAAAUGGUCGAGCGAACGGUGGCAACGCGACCGUUGCGCAGCGCCUCCAGAAAGAACUCAUGGACAUCAUGACCAAGCCCACACCGGGCAUAACCGCCUUCCCCGACGACGAGAACAUGACAGUGUGGACCGCGACCAUCGACGGCCCCGCCGACACACCCUACGCCAACCUCAUCUUCAAGCUCUCCAUGGAGUUUGCCGCAAACUACCCCUACUCGCCCCCGACGGUGCUGUUCAAGACGCCGAUAUACCACCCGAAUGUCGACUUCUCUGGGCGGAUAUGUCUGGAUAUACUCAAGGACAAGUGGAGUGCGAUUUACAACAUUACGACGGUGUUGUUGAGCUUGCAGAGUCUGUUGGGGGAGCCUAACAAUUCGAGUCCGCUCAACGGCCAGGCUGCUGAGCUUUGGGAUAAGGAUCCAGCGGAAUACGGGCGCCUGGUUCUCGCACGCCACAAGGCGCCGGAGGAGCUGGACGCCUGAGCAUCCUGGGCGAUUUCUCGU
Molecule: messenger RNA, 610 nt
Organism: Cucurbitaria berberidis CBS 394.84
Lineage: Eukaryota; Fungi; Ascomycota; Dothideomycetes; Pleosporales; Cucurbitariaceae
Product: ubiquitin-conjugating enzyme
Exons: 3
Coding region: 95-589 (164 amino acids)
Source: RefSeq, a predicted model, not a curated record